GGCUGAGGCCUUAGCGGUCCAAAGCUUGGUUGCGUCCCGUGUCCCUCUCCUCGAGGCGAUUGAGCCCCCUGGGAGGACGGGAAGAUGAGUAGUUCUGAGGAGGUGUCCUGGAUUUCCUGGUUCUGUGGCUUGCGCGGCAAUGAGUUCUUCUGUGAGGUGGAUGAAGAUUACAUUCAGGACAAAUUCAAUCUAACUGGUCUCAAUGAGCAAGUUCCCCAUUAUCGCCAGGCCUUGGAUAUGAUACUGGAUUUGGAACCAGAUGAGGAACUUGAGGACAAUCCUAACCAGAGUGACUUGAUUGAACAGGCAGCUGAAAUGCUGUAUGGGCUCAUUCACGCCCGCUAUAUCCUCACAAACCGUGGCAUUGCCCAGAUGCUUGAAAAAUACCAGCAAGGAGACUUUGGCUACUGUCCUCGGGUUUAUUGUGAGAACCAGCCCAUGCUGCCUAUUGGCUUGUCUGAUAUCCCUGGGGAGGCCAUGGUCAAACUGUACUGCCCAAAGUGCAUGGAUGUCUACACCCCCAAAUCUUCCCGCCAUCAUCAUACGGAUGGGGCCUAUUUUGGGACUGGCUUCCCCCACAUGCUGUUCAUGGUGCACCCCGAGUACCGGCCGAAACGGCCAGCCAACCAGUUUGUGCCCAGGCUUUACGGCUUCAAGAUCCAUCCCAUGGCUUACCAGUUGCAGCUUCAGGCCGCCAGUAAUUUCAAGAGCCCAGUCAAAACUAUCCGUUGAUCUUCUCUGUCCAGGUGCCCAGGGUCCUUACCUGUCAACUCCCUUUACCCCCAGUCAGGGCUGCUUAUACUUUAAUUUUGGUGACGUCCCCUGAGGACUGUUCUUUCAGUCACCUUCCAGCCUGAUUUUUAGUCUUACGCUGGUGUGUGGUUUAAACUAAUAAUAAACAAUUUCUGUUAAUUCCCAGAAACACAGACUGUGACAGACAAAUUCAAUAACCAACUUGAAUGUCAUGACUUUGUGGGACUUUUUUUUCUUUUUAAAAAAUAAAAUAAAUUUAAAAAAGCAAAAA
Euleptes europaea (tarantolino) is the source of this 1024-nucleotide messenger RNA. RefSeq names its product casein kinase 2 beta (gene CSNK2B). Gene Ontology annotation, molecular function: protein kinase regulator activity. NCBI's taxonomy places the organism in Eukaryota, Metazoa, Chordata, Lepidosauria, Squamata, Sphaerodactylidae. Bases 85 to 732 code for a protein of 215 amino acids. The transcript has 7 exons. Gene Ontology annotation, cellular component: cytoplasm; protein kinase CK2 complex. The record is from RefSeq and is a predicted model, not a curated record.